This is a messenger RNA of Hypoxylon trugodes, 1859 nucleotides long. RefSeq lists its product as uncharacterized. The record is from RefSeq and is a predicted model, not a curated record. The coding region runs from base 606 to 1541 and encodes 311 amino acids. Lineage: Eukaryota; Fungi; Ascomycota; Sordariomycetes; Xylariales; Hypoxylaceae. The transcript is spliced from 2 exons.
CCCUAUUUGGAUCUGGAUUGGGUCCUUCAUGCAUGUACCGGAUCGAGUCAAUCGCCAUUAUCUUCCACCAAAAUAGUAUCAUUCUCAACGCAAACCCGCAUUCUUCUUUUCAUACCUAUAGGUUGUUUCAAAUUUAUUACCUAUCGCCUACCUGCUUAUGUUAUAACGACCAUGCAUAGCAGUAUCAUAUUAUGAACGGGUGCCAACUUACUUGAUAGGAAUCUCGGGAAGUAGCCCAUCUACGUCGGUACUUCAGUCACCUGCCUAAAGCAUGGUGCAGGUUUACCAAGUUCCGGGUCAAUUGCUGUAAGAUACCUAAUCUGUCACCUACCAACUCAUGUGAUUACUGCAGAAGUGAAGUUAUAACCAUUCGGAUCAUAACGUCGAGCAUCACAUUGCUUUCUAUGAAUAAUGACGCCCGAAAUCGCAUCCUCCCUCUCGCUCUUCGCCUUCCUUCUGCAUUUCCCCGCAUUGACACCCAAGGGACUAGGACUUGGGGCUGUCGAUACAAGUUAGGGGUAUUCGCAUCAUUCUAAGCUUUCCAGAGCAUUGUAGAUGUUCACACUCAGUAUCUUUCCAAAUCGCUUAGUUACUCCUUCUUAAAUAUGACCACAGUAAUCGAUAGGCAACCUGCCCCUCCUAUCAAUCCUAGCUACAAACCAGACGUGGAAAUCACAAAGCUCCCCGCUGAUACGCCAUAUGGGAAGGUCCUUGAGGUCCUAGAGCGUGACGGUGGCGUUAUUAUUGAGAAUUUCGCCACAGCUGAGGAUCUAGAGGCCAUUGAAAGGGAAAUUAAAGAAUCCAAAAAACCCGAGGAUGACCAACCACACACUGGGUUUCCAAUAAUACCAUCUGAGACACGCGUGAUUUCUGGCCUUGUUGGGAGAUCCAAAACAGUUGCGGAUAUCUGUGAGAGACCAUUACUGACCAAACUCCGGGAGGAGAUCCUAACGGAACAUUUCUCCAUCACCCGCGAGCGAUAUACAGAUCACUAUCGCAUCGACCCUCUACUCAGUGUCAGCCUCUCAUUUCAAAUUGGCCCAGGUGCUCCGCGACAAUAUCUCCAUCGUGAUGACGCCACUCAUGGUAUAGAUCACAGUGCACCGUUCAACCUGAAGAAGGCCAGCCAAUUUGGAUGCCUCAUAUCUGGAUGCCGGACGACUAGAGAAAAUGGGGCUACCAUGUUCGUUCCUGGGAGUCAUCGAUGGGAUAAUAACCGCCAACCAAGAACAGACGAGUUAUGCUUUGCUGAGAUGGAACCUGGGUCAGCACUAAUUUUCAUGGGCUCUGCUUUUCAUGGCGGCGGUCAUAACUCAGUCCCGGAUAUGGUUCGCAUUGUACACGGGCUUUUUUUCGUCCGCGGAACUAUGCGGCAGGAAGAAAAUCAAUUUUUGACGAUCCCUCACAGCAAAAUACUUCAAAUGACACCAACAAUGCAAAACCUUCUAGGGUACAAGAAGCCACAAUCAGCUUUGGGUUUGGUGGACAACAGAGACCCUACCGCCGACCUGGCGGGUGUGCUCCAAAGAGUGAAAGCAUAAUCAUGAAUACAUGGAAUGAAUCUGCAAACAUAUGUACGUGCUUUAAUGGGGGUUCAUGCUGGAUUAUACAUUUACGUAUUGCGCCAUUCGUCAAUGUCGUUCGUUUAUUCCUACGAGGAUGCACUGUUCUUUAUUUUUCAUAGUCCUCUCUACUUCCACUAUCGCCAAGCAGGACGCUUAACUGCCCAGGACAAGAAAUUCUCUAUUCAUUUUUAUUACCUGCUUCACAACUUGCAACGUACCUAGGUAGUCAACUUCAACAAGGACUUAGUAAAUGUGAGCAUCCUUUUGAAAAAGAAAAAAGAGGGGUUUUAUUAU